CGCGAUGAAAAUGCGUCACGAGAGAGACGAAAAGCGGCGCUUUCACUGUAUAUGAAAGAAAUCCGAGCUGGCGAUGCCUGGAUUUGAUUUUCCAGAUAUUUUGAUUGCUUAAUCUGUGAAUGGCGCCUAAACAGGACCCUAAACCUAAAUUUCAAGAAGGUGAACGAGUGCUGUGUUUUCAUGGGCCAUUGCUAUACGAAGCUAAGUGUGUUAAAAUCAAUAUCAAGGACAAGCAAGUGAAAUACUUCAUUCAUUACAGUGGGUGGAAUAAGAACUGGGACGAAUGGGUUCCUGAAAGCCGUGUGCUUAAAUAUGUGGACAGCAACCUGCAGAAACAGAAAGAGCUCCAGAAGGCAAAUCAAGACCAUUAUGUUGAGGGAAGGAUGAGGGGAGUGGCACCAAGCAAAAAGAUCGCUGCUGUGCAGCAGAAAAACGUUGAUGUGAAAACCAAAAAGAACAAACAGAAGACACCAGGGGCUGGCGAGGGCACCAGCAGCGGGGAGAUGCCCCACCCGCCACGCAAGAAGAGGGCCCGCGUGGACCCCACCGUGGAGAGCGAGGAAACCUUUAUAAACCGCGUGGAGGUGAAGGUGAAGAUUCCUGAAGAGCUGAAGCCAUGGCUGGUAGAUGACUGGGAUCUCAUCACACGCCAGAAGCAGCUGUUCCACCUGCCGGCCAAGAAGAAUGUUGAUGCCGUCUUGGAAGACUAUGCAAACUACAAGAAGUCAAGAGGAAACUCUGAUAACAGAGAAUAUGCAGUGAACGAGGUGGUGGCCGGCAUCCGGGAGUAUUUUAACGUCAUGCUGGGUACGCAGCUCCUCUACAAGUUCGAGAGGCCGCAGUACGCGGACAUCCUGACCAACCAGCCGGACACACCCAUGUCCCAGAUCUACGGAGCCCCUCACCUGCUCCGGCUUUUCGUGAGGAUCGGUGCCAUGUUGGCCUACACUCCUCUGGAUGAGAAGAGUUUGGCUCUGCUGCUAAGCUACCUGCAGGACUUCCUCAAGUACCUGGUAAAGAAUUCAUCCGCACUCUUCAGUGCCAGCGAUUACGAGGUGGCUCCACCAGAGUACCACCGGAAGGCAGUCUGACCCGGCACAGGUCACGCGGCACGGCACAGCACACACCAGGCAUCGCAUUCCUCAUCAUCUCAAUUUCUACUCUUUGAAAAGAAAGGACAAAGACCCAACCGUUAUUUUUUUUGUUUCCAUUUCUUUAAAAGAAGAUACAACAAUUUAAACAUCUGACUCAGCAGAAAUGUCCUGGAGUGUGUGCGUUUCCCCCCAGCCCCUCCUUUUUAUCCUUUCCAUGUUUCAAAAACAAAGGUGGCAUUGCAGAACAAAAACAUUUGAUCAGGACCCAUCAAAAUCGUGUUUUAAUCUGACAUGCCACAGAGUGCUGUCUUGUCUUUGGUUCAGUGUUCUUUUAUAAUAAAGUCUUCUUUUCUUUUC
This is a messenger RNA of Engraulis encrasicolus (European anchovy), 1451 nucleotides long. It is a transcript of the gene morf4l1, whose product is annotated as mortality factor 4 like 1. Gene Ontology annotation, cellular component: NuA4 histone acetyltransferase complex; nucleus. Gene Ontology annotation, biological process: regulation of DNA-templated transcription; chromatin organization. The coding region runs from base 120 to 1091 and encodes 323 amino acids. The record is from RefSeq and is a predicted model, not a curated record. Lineage: Eukaryota; Metazoa; Chordata; Actinopteri; Clupeiformes; Engraulidae. The transcript is spliced from 12 exons.